Medicago truncatula (barrel medic) is the source of this 745-nucleotide messenger RNA. Its product is annotated as calmodulin. Gene Ontology annotation, molecular function: calcium ion binding. Bases 81 to 530 code for a protein of 149 amino acids. Lineage: Eukaryota; Viridiplantae; Streptophyta; Magnoliopsida; Fabales; Fabaceae. The record is from RefSeq and is a predicted model, not a curated record. The transcript has 4 exons. Gene Ontology annotation, cellular component: myosin II complex.
UAUAUCUAUCAUUUUUAUAGUUUUUACCUUGCUUAAAAUAUUUUAUAAAAAGAAUAUAUUUUAUUAUUAUAUUAGUCACCAUGAGCGACUGCCUGAGGGAAGAGCAGAUUGGUGAGUUUCUGGAAGCCUUUUCUCUUCUUGAUAAAGAUAGAGAUGGUUGCAUAACCAUUGAAGAAUUAGGCACUGCAAUCAGAUCAUUAGAUGAAAAUCCUACGUUGGAGGUGUUGCAAAUUAUGAUGAAUGAAGUUGAUACAGACAGAAAUGGAACCAUAGAAUUCCGGGAAUUCUUGAAUCUCAUGGCAAGGAAACUGAAGGAAAGUGAAGCGGAAGAGGAAUUUAAGGAAGCUUUCAGGGUGUUCGACAAAGAUAAAGAUGGUUACAUAUCACCCAGUGAGUUGAGGUCAGUAUUGAGUACCAUCGGAGAAAAGGUGACAGACGAAGAACUGGAGCAGAUGAUCAAAACGGCUGAUCUGGAUGGUGACGGCCUCGUUGAUUAUCAAGAGUUCGUCAGGAUGAUGUUGACUGUUUAAUCACUAAAAUGAAGCUCUCAUUUUUUUAAAUAUUUUUCAACACAUAUCUUUUAUUGACUCUCAGUAUCUCACACUCUAGAAAUAGUGAAAUCCAUAUGAAUUUCGGUUAAGAGAAUGCAUUCUAGUGCGAAAGAGAGUUUUUUUUAAUUUUAUUUUGAGGGAAGUGAUAGGGAGUUAAAAAGAGUGACAUGUCUUUGGCACUCCUUUUGGAUUUA